AUGGGGGCCGGCGGGCUGCGGGUGCGGGCGGCGCACACGGCCCUCAGCGCGGCCCUGGCGCUGGGGCUGCUGCUGCACGGCACAGACCUGCGGAGGCGAGAGGAGCGGGGGGAGCUGCUGCAGCCCGUGCUCUUCGUGCUGCUGGUCCUGUGCUCCGUCCUGCUGUACCUCAAGGUGUCCCUCAUGGAUCCGGGUUUUGUUAAGGCUGAUGAGGAAGGACAGGCAGGAAAAACUGAAGAACAAAGCAUGAUGUCAGCCCCAGUUCCAGGCAAUAUUAAGAUGCGACGUUGUGGCUACUGUAUGGUGAAGCAACCAAUGCGAGCCAAGCACUGCCAGCUGUGCCAACACUGCGUUCGCCGUUACGACCAUCACUGUCCCUGGAUUGAGAAUUGUGUGGGAGAGAAAAAUCACCCUCUCUUCAUAGUCUACUUGAGCGUGCAGCUUGUAGUUCUACUGUGGGCUUGGUACAUUGCUUGGUCAGGCCUCCACUUUGAACAGUCCUGGGACUGGCUGCAGCACAAUAUUUUUCUCAUCAUCUCCUUCCUCCUGAUAGUGAUAUUCACUAUUGUUGACCUGUUGCUGCUUAUUUCACACCUCUACCUGGUCUCAUGCAACACCACAACUUGGGAAUUCAUGUCACAUCAUCGCAUCUCCUACCUGAAACAUUCCGAGUCGGAGAAUCCCUUUGACCAGGGGGUGAUCCUCAACCUCUGGAGAUUCUUCUGUUCAUGCCACCUCACUACAUGGGAGAAAAUCUACUUUCACAGGGACAGUGAACCUGUCUAGUCACAGUAGAGUCUACCUAGUAAAGUGCCAAAACACCUGCAGGUUGCUGGAUUAAGUUUUACUAACCAAGUGGUUGCCAUCUAAUUGCAUAGAAUUUCAGUACAUAAUGAACUGUACAACUUAUUCCAGAGACUUCUCAGCCAUUAAAAAAAUAGUUACAUUUUUAGAAGAAUAGUCAGGGUUAUUCUUUAUGUAUGAAUGGCUAAAGGGAAAAUACUGGUCUGGGAAGGCUAGCUUCUUUUGACCAAGYGGAAAUACUUGGUUAACUUUACUGCUGUUGUUAAAUUUCUUCUCAUGAGAUUUGGAUGCAAUACAAAACUUGGGCAAAAAAGGUACGUGCACUUUUGCUCCCUAAAGGUUCCGCUUCUUAMCGCUGCUAGGAAACGGCAGCUCUUCUUACAGACAAGCAAGCCAGAAUCAAUAUCAUUUAAUAUAAUGUGGCCUUUCUUCAACAUCAUUCUCACUGUGAGAACCCACUAUGCCUUCUCACUAGUGUUGGACAAACAAUAGAAAGUUUUGAGUAAAUAUAACAGAUAGUAAAAAGCAAAUUUCAUCUCAACUACAUACUCAAAAGCUCAUGCUUGUCACAAAGGUUUGAGAUUUGUGUUAACUGCAUGAGAAACGUCUGUAAGAUACAUAUUUCAGCUGAAAUAAUUAGCCUAAUACUCUGUGAUGYCCUGACUCACUUCCUAACAGAAACAUCAAUUUAACAAAACUGUACGCAGUCCAGAGACUAUUCUGAAUGCAUUUGGCCAAGAAAGAUGCCAUUCACUUUUUACUAGACACAAAAGCAGUACUUGCCUCCAUUGAUUUCUGUGGACAGCUUCAUGCUGCAGCCUUCACCACAGCUUCUACGGGAAAUAGCCAUUACUUAAAUAAUUAUAUAUACACCACAGGAAAAACAACAAACAACUAAUASUAAAGGUGGUUUCUUCUUGCCUGGCUGAAGUAAUGCUAGUCCAAUACUACUACCUCAGUAUCUUCAUAAAAAUGUUAACMGAAGCAUAUAAAGUUUCAAUAUAAGGGAAAAGAUUCUAGGUCCUAUUUAUUUCUAUGGCAUUAGGGAGUGCCAAGAGCUUUUCAAGACAGCAGUUAAAAAAAUGAAGUCUUAAAGUUAUUUUGUGCCUUAAUUUCCUUAAGUCAGGAGCUAGCACCGAUCCAGGAGCAUAUCUGGCAAGCUGAUAGGGUGCACUCAGGGUUUAUGAGCACUCAGGAAAGGAAAGUGAAGUUACUAAUACACAACUGUAGUCCCAAAGCAGCUUGAACAGCUGAAGGAUCCCUUUUUUAGCCAGUUCCAGAAAGAGCUUGCAAUCUGCAUCCAGUCUGGUUUGCUCAGGGCAGAAGCUCUUAUCAGAGGGCUAUCAAAAAAUGAAAAAUUGUUUUCAUAAUAAUGAUGUACAGUCCCUAAUGGAUUGUGUAGUUUAUUCUUAUCAGUAUGGCAUUACCAAAGUAAGGCUUAUCUGCCACUUAGCAAUUUCUGGUUCUUCAGUUAUCAGCCAAAUAAUGUUGAAAACACACUAAUGCUCUGUUUGGCAAUUCUGUUUUUAAACACAGACGGGUGGUAAAUUACAGUCUUUUUACUGUACUGUAAACUAUUAAAGAGAUUCAGUACUCCUUUUGUGGCUCUUUAUGCCUCUUCC
Messenger RNA from Nothoprocta perdicaria, 2426 nucleotides. It is a transcript of the gene ZDHHC12, whose product is annotated as zinc finger DHHC-type containing 12. Gene Ontology annotation, biological process: protein targeting to membrane; peptidyl-L-cysteine S-palmitoylation. Gene Ontology annotation, cellular component: endoplasmic reticulum; Golgi apparatus. The transcript is spliced from 5 exons. Gene Ontology annotation, molecular function: protein-cysteine S-palmitoyltransferase activity. Bases 1 to 786 code for a protein of 261 amino acids. Lineage: Eukaryota; Metazoa; Chordata; Aves; Tinamiformes; Tinamidae. The record is from RefSeq and is a predicted model, not a curated record.